GUGUGUGGUGCAAGAGAGGCUCUGGUUGUGCUGUGUUGUUAUAUGUGAUGGAAUGGACGUGGAAGUGCACUGAGUAAGAAAACCACUUUACUUUUUUCGGGUAAACAUCUCUUGCAAGAAGUUACAGAGCGUACGCAGGACAUCCACUAUGGCAGAAGGCGACGAUCCCACUAACCAGGGAGGGGGUUACCCGCGCCCUUACUCGCAUGUCAUUCAGUCCAAUCCUUACACCCACGAAAUGACCCUUGCAGCCCAUAGACUCUCAGAUUCGAGGUUCUUUUUCUCGGAAAGGCGACUGUCGCAGCUGUUCAACGUCGACGCGUGGACGGAAGAGGCUGCGGUAACUCCUAAUGAGUUUGGCGAGGAAGAUGACCCGGGUCAUGACCCUCCACCAGAGCCAGCUCCUCGUGCGUCCUACUGCCCACCUUCCCCAGGAACUCCUGGGGAUCCGACGCCCCAGGGAGCAAAUCCGCAUUUUCCGGGUGGUCGUCAGCCUUCCCUCUAUUCCACCCUGGGUUCUGGCUGCCACUUAGACCCCAGGUUCUCGGCCGAGGUGGCCCUCGACAUGGCUCGCCUCUCCACCCUCAGUGGCGGCUCUGGCCGCUUUAGUUCAGGUCGCCUGGAUGACGAAGAUGACGAGGAUUCAUACGGCGUUGGCAACAACGGCGACGUGACACCUACCCCGGGCUCCCCUGGCUCGUGUCUCAACUCUCACAAUGUGUCAGCAAGAUACUCCCAACUCUCCACUAUGACUGACUCCCUCGCUUCCUCAGGUCACCGCUCCUCCCUGCCCUCCGUCCUGUCGGAGUUGGCAGGGGAGGUGGAUGGUGUGGCAGACCUCCUUACUGACGACGACGAUGGUCUGGGUCCCGGACCCAUGGUAUGGGGCGGGGACGAAGUGGUCAACUGGCAAGAAAGAUGCCUAGAGCUAGAGCUCUCCCUGCAGAGGUUCCGGGAUCAGGCCGGCAAGAUCAGGGAACUCCUCAGAGAAAAGGUGAGUUACUCCUUCUUCAAUUGUCUUUUUAAUUAGUCCCCAUGAACCUCCCUUGGAGAAGAAUCGUUCCACUGUAAGCCAUGUUUAUGGUAAGAGGCGAUUAAAAUGCUGGGAGCAAGGGGCUAAUAACCCCUUCUCCACGGAUACAUUACUAACUGCCUUGGCGGAACACGGCCGGUGCGGUAAAAAAAAAUAAUUACUGAGUACGCAUCUUGCAUUCGUUUUUAAGUUUUGCAAAUUGAAUAUUCAACUUGAUCCUCAGCUGUCUUCCACUCUGCCUUAGUGUAAAAAAGAAAACAUUAGUUCAGUGAUAAUCUUCAACAGAAUAAAUGAUCGGGGAGAAAGUACAGAAAC
This is a messenger RNA of Cherax quadricarinatus, 1348 nucleotides long. RefSeq lists its product as uncharacterized. The record is from RefSeq and is a predicted model, not a curated record. Lineage: Eukaryota; Metazoa; Arthropoda; Malacostraca; Decapoda; Parastacidae.